GUCUUCCCCGUGGUCAAGCAAGCGCAUGGGUCCCUCUGGACCCGCUGCACACAGCAGUGAAGAGUCUCCGAGCUGCAGCGGAACCAGUUACUGCGGAACCUUUCUUCUCGCCCCGGGUGCCCCGGCCCGCCCGGAAGGAAAUGCGUCAUGGACCGCGCCACGCCGAGGCAGUCGGAUCUCGGUCGCCCCGGUAACCCGCGUGGGGCCGGUUCCACACCAUGAGCGUCCGGGUGGCGCGGGCUCUGAGGGGCUGGGGCUGGGGCGCGGGCUGCCGCCGCGGCGCCUCGGACUUCCGGCUGCCGCCGCCGGGCGCCGUGGACGUGGCGGAGCUGCUGCGAGAUGCGACGACAGCCGAGGAGGGGCCCCGGGAGGCGGUGGCGCGGCGGCCGCCCGACCAGUGUUCGGUGCUGCUCUUCCCGGGCCAGGGCAGCCAGGUGGUGGGCAUGGGCCGCGGUCUGCUCCGCUACCCGCGCGUCCGCGAGCUCUACGCCGCCGCCAGCCGCGUGCUGGGCUACGACCUGCUGGAGCUGAGCCUGCACGGGCCGCAGGAGGCCCUGGACCGCACCGCGCACUGCCAGCCCGCGAUCUUCGUGGCCUCGCUGGCCGCCGUGGAGAAACUGCAUCACCUGCAGCCUGCGGUCAUUGAGAACUGCGUUGCUGCUGCUGGGUUCAGUGUGGGAGAAUUCGCAGCCCUGGUGUUUGCCGGAGCCAUGGAGUUUUCCGAAGCCCGGCCUGGGCACCUCGCCCGGAGCACGCUGAGCGCAGACAGGACCCCGAGCGAGGGGCUGCGGCAAAGGACUGGAGUCGACGCUUCCCUAAAGAAGGCACACCGCUGGCCGCUGGGCGCGGGGAAAGAUGUGCAGCAUCACCGGUCAGGAGGGGAAUGCAAAUGAAAACCACGGCGAGACACCACCUCGCGGCCAGCAGGGUGGCUGUAAUUUAGAACAACAACGAGGAAAACAGGGGUGGCGAGGGUGUGGAGAAACAGGAACAUACUGGAAGAGUGGGAGGUGGUGCAGCCGCUGUGGUAGAGGUUGCCGGGGCCUCAAAAAGCCCAGCGUAGAAUUGCCGUAUGAGCCAGCAGUUGUCCUCAGAGGUCUGUACUUAGGACGAAACGUGUGUCCACACAGACAGACUCGCACACGAGUGUUUGUAACGGCCGGACGGUGGAAACGGUGCCCACGUCCGUCUCCAGGUGGACGGAUAAGCUGGCGGUGCAUCCGUCCGGGGGAACAGUGUUCAGGAAGGAGGCGCUGGCACGCGCUGCACCAGGGACGAGCCUCAGAAAGGUGCUCACCGUGGCGCCAGGCACAGAUGUCACACUCUGUGCGACCCCUUUUAUGUGAAAUGUCCGGGACGGGCAAAUCCACAGAGACUCGGAUGAUCGGUUCCUGGGGGAGGGGAGGAGGCGUGGGGAGGGGUUCCACGGGGGGGUGGGCAGUGUUUUAGGGAGUGCGGGAAAGUUCCGAAAUUAGAGCUAGUGACUGCACAACGUUGUGAAUACAACAUAUGCCUCUACAGACACACCUGAAACUGGUUAUACGGAUAUAUUUUAUCUACUUUAAAGAUCUUAUUUGUAGAGAGAGGGGAAGGGAGGGAGAAAGAGAGGGGGAGAGACAUCGAUCGGUCACCUCCCCUACGUGCCCUGACCAGGACUGAGCCCGCAACCCAGGCGUGUGCCCUGACCCGCAACAGAGCUGGCGACCUUUCCCUCUGGGGGUUCAGAGUGAGGACGCCCAACCCAUGAGCCACCCCAGUCAGGGCAGACGCUGGUUAUAUUCCAUGCGAAUCCCACCUCCAUGGUUCUUUUUAGUACAGCACUAUUAAGGACAUGAGAAAAGUUUCAUAUUUCCACAUGCUAAUAAAACUUGUAUGCGUAGUUUU
This is a messenger RNA of Phyllostomus discolor (pale spear-nosed bat), 1884 nucleotides long. RefSeq names its product malonyl-CoA-acyl carrier protein transacylase (gene MCAT). Lineage: Eukaryota; Metazoa; Chordata; Mammalia; Chiroptera; Phyllostomidae. Bases 219 to 893 code for a protein of 224 amino acids. Gene Ontology annotation, molecular function: transferase activity. The record is from RefSeq and is a predicted model, not a curated record. The transcript is spliced from 3 exons.